This is a messenger RNA of Chenopodium quinoa (quinoa), 1281 nucleotides long. Its product is annotated as macrophage migration inhibitory factor homolog. The transcript is spliced from 3 exons. Gene Ontology annotation, molecular function: phenylpyruvate tautomerase activity. Bases 674 to 1021 code for a protein of 115 amino acids. The record is from RefSeq and is a predicted model, not a curated record. Lineage: Eukaryota; Viridiplantae; Streptophyta; Magnoliopsida; Caryophyllales; Amaranthaceae.
UGGCUCAAGUGGGGAAUUGAACUCUUAACCUCAAGGUUGGAAUGUGCAAUAUAUCCUACUAGAUCAAGCUUAGCUUCAUAAUCCAAUAACAACUUAUUAUGUUAAUUCAUAUAUUACUUUCUCCAUUUUACAAAUAUUGCAAUAAUUGCCAUUUUAGAAAGUUUCACAAAGCAGUAUUUCUUAUUUGCACAUAUUUUCUUUCCUUCUCUGUCAUCAUCACAUGGUCCAUAACUUUAUUCCCCUUUAUCUCUAUCCUCUUUUUAAAAUCUGUGUCCCUCAUCCAUGUUGUAAUAUUAAGGAAACUCAAAAAUCAGUAAAAAAAAAAAAAUAAAAAAGUCAAAGGUGAUAAAAAAAUUCAAAUGUCCCAGUUAUUUUAGGAAGGAGAGGGUAAUAGUAUGUCUUUAAAUCCAUCACCUACCUACUACUCAUGACGGGUAUAAUUUUAUACACAUAUCCGCUCCAACUUGGGCGGAAGCAGGGCAAAACCCCCUAUUUUUAUAUCCGCCUACCAUCUCUACUCAGGCCGUGACGAUUGAGGAAGUUCUCGUAAGGGCAAUUCGGUACCAUAAAUUUAGCUAACACAUUAUCUAUUGAGCCAGUGCAUUAGCAUUUAGACUUUCAAAUUUACAGGGGUUCUACCAAACAAAAUUCUCCCCGGUAGUUAAACAAGAACAUGCCUACCUUAAAUUUGUUUACAAAUGUCCCAGUUGAUGCUGUUGUCGCCUCAGAUAUUCUCAAGGAUGCCACCAAAGCUGUUGCUAAAACAAUUGGCAAACCCGAAUCUUAUGUGAUGGUGUUGAUAAACGGAGGAGUUCCAAUUGCUUUUUCGGGGACGGAAGAAGCUGCUGCAUAUGGAGAAUUGAUCUCAAUUGGAGGACUUGGUCCUGCUGUUAAUGGAAAAUUAAGUUCAAUUAUUGCUGAAAUACUCCAAACCAAGCUUUCUAUUGACAGUUCCAGAUUCUACAUUAAAUUUUACGAAGCUCAGCGACCUUUUUUUGGAUUCAAUGGUUCCACAUUUUGAGCUGCUCGUAAUUGGCUGAUUCAUUCUGGCAAUGUUUAGUGGGAAGAUAAGCAGCAUUUGCAUCUGAAUUGUGAAGUCACACUAAAUAGAAUGUAAUGAUUACAUUCUGUGCUGUUUCAAUUAUUAAUGUAAGUGACAUAGCCAAAUCUCUCAGGAAUAAUAACUACUCCUCCAUCCAGAUUUGAUUGCCAUGUAAUCGUUAGUUCAAACUACACUAUCAACGCAAUUAUCAAAGCUGGGACAGAGAAAUUGGACCCAAA